This is a messenger RNA of Nerophis lumbriciformis (worm pipefish), 933 nucleotides long. The record is from RefSeq and is a predicted model, not a curated record. Lineage: Eukaryota; Metazoa; Chordata; Actinopteri; Syngnathiformes; Syngnathidae.
GGAUUGGUUCGAAUGACAGUCCACGAGGGACACGCACACCCUUCAUGUAGUGAAAAUCAUCGACGAAUUGGCUGCAUGGAGGUCGUUGACAGUCCACUUAAUCUCGCCCAUCAGCAGUGCAGGAAGGCAGAUCGUUUCCUUGCUGCUGGGAAGUAUGAAGAGGCGAUUUCAUGUCAUGGCAAAGCAGCAGAUCUUCUGACGGAAGCAAUGAAGACAACGGACUGUCAACAGGCCCGCGUGUCUAUGGAGUUGCAGAGGGACAGGCAUAUCAAACAGCAGCAUCUUAUUCAAGAGCGCUGGAAGCGAGAAGCCCGUCGGGAGGCCACCAAAGCCCGGCCUGGUUUAGAACCGGCGUCGAAUUGCCCCGCGCUCCUCGUGCCGUCCCAGCCGUCGGGUCAGACGCAGCCCGAAGCCCCCGCAAAAUCCUCAACCGUAGCGCGCGGAGGAGGUACGGAGAGAGAAUACGACACUCUACUCUACCAACUUCAAACUCGACAAGUGGGAAGCCUCCAAGCUUUGAGACCUUGCCCCGGUUCGAAAACCAGCAAAGAUGAUAAAACUCGCCUGGAAGAACAACAGACCACCAUCGAAGACCUGAGGCGUCUCGUCGACCACCUGAUGGACGAGAACCAGCGUCUGGCCUCGGAGAACGAAAGGCUACAAUCGGAAAACGCGCGACUGCGCGCCGAGGCCACGGACGCGGCGGAGCGCUCCGAGCUCUGGGUGCUCCCUCAGCCCGGGGGAGCCGUGGCGACGGGGGGCAAACAGGAGAGGAAAAGCACGGGGAAAGGGAAGGAGAUAGCCAUCCCUCAGCUGCCCCCGCUGGAGAUGCCCGCUCAGGAAGAUCUGUGCUUGGAUGACCUUCCUCCUUUGGAGCUGCCGGAGGACAUUCAAAAUGAACUUCAGGAGCUGCUGGAUAAAGACAAACUGUGA